GGAAGAGCUAACAGCGGUCACGCUGAAAUAGGUUACGUUGCUUUCUUACUUUUCUGAUCAGUUGUUUAUGCAUAGAACCCAAAAAAUGUUUUCCAACAGGGCUAAGUUUAACCACUUUCUGCAAACUUUGAGUGUUAUACUACUUCAUGUGGUGCAGUUCUCUGGAGCCACACACAUCCCGAGCAUCAUCAUUCUGUAUCAAUUGUUCUUUUAUACACCUUUGUGGCCGUUUGUGCUUCUUUAUUUGUCAUGGACGUAUCUCACCGAGUGGAAAACCCCUGAACGUGGUGGAAGAGAUCUUCUGAGGAAUUUCAUGAGACGGCUCCCUAUUUUCAAGUUCAUAAGGGAUUACUAUCCUAUCACACUCGUUAAAACUAGAGACCUCGAUCCACAGAAGAACUAUAUUUUUGGAUAUCAUCCUCAUGGAGUUUUUACCGAAGGAGCAUCGAUAGGAUUGAAUACAGAAGCAUGUGGAUUUAGUGAAAAAUUCCCUGGAAUCAUUCCGCAUUUGUCCGUGACCUCAGGUACUUUAAAAUAUCUUAACAGGCCUUGUUGACGUUUCAUUGGGUUUCGUUUCUUUUCCUUGUGUAUGAAAUUUUCACAUUAUCACCCUACUAUUAUUAUUUAAGAAUCAGUGGUGCAUUCAGCAGUUUGUCGUACUCCUUCGUGUGACCCGAAAUACUUUUUAUACAACUUUUAUACUCGUCAUGAAGCUUAGACUUCACUUCGUGUUGAUUUGCAUAUUUUCCUGCCUAAAGUAAAAUCUAGAUCACUGGACCAAUGGACUAGUAGAGAGAGGAUCGUACCUCACUUCAUCCGCUAGAUUAAUAAAGGAGUCUUUAAGGAGUAAUAUGUUCCACAAAGCCAUUUAUUUCAAAUCACCAUCAUAAAAAGGUACAUGCGAAAUCAUGACGUCGUACGUGUUUUGGGAUCUCAAAGAUUAACUGACCUCAUAAAUUAUCUUCACGUGAGUAUAAGGACGCCGACAUCUUUAAUCUUGCCAGGCACCCUUGCCACUUAACCUGCUAUGUUCUAGCAUACUCUGAUCUCUUUCUUGGUACGUUCAGAAGCUACACUUAUUUAUCAUUAUUAUAAUUUUGUUUUUCCACUCUUUGGAAUCUCAAAUCGCAAAAAGCUGUUAAUCUUGUAUCAACUUGGCAGAGAAAGAAAGAAAAAGUUGGAGCAUACUUCUCCUUGAAAUUUGUCUCACAGUUUUACUUUGACUCGGUUCCCAAUCCUCGUGAGGGGAAGGGUCACGUAAAACAGUUUUCAGAUUGCUGGACAGGUUGGCAAAGAGUUCCAAGCUGGUGCCCUUUACAUAAUUAAUAUUUUUGAGCAAACUUUGAUCGAACCCCUGUCAACAGCUGAUUACAGAGAAAAAAAGGAGACUUAAAGCCAUAUCUCUGAUUUACGUAUACUUGUUUAUCGAUUUUUCCUGCAGUUAUACUAAAACCCCUGUUAUACCGGGACAUACUGAUGAGUCUUGGCGUAAUUGAUGUGUCGCGUGACAGCUUGGAAUACAAUCUGACACAGAAGGGGGCGGGACACUCGGUUGUCAUCGUUGUGGGUGGAGCAGCGGAGAUCCGUGAAAUGGGCUUUGACAGCUACGCGCUGAUAAUGAAACGACGGAAAGGAUUUAUCAAACUGGCUUUGCAAAACGGGUUGGUAUACGACUUCGUGUUUCUACUUUUAAGCCAGAAGACUGUCAUUCAUCUCACGUUACAGUCAUCUUAUCCAGGAGCGAGGCCAGGAUUCUUCAUGGGGGGGGGUCAAACUGUGCCUAAAAGAGAGUACUCACUAUUUUCGCCACCGGAAUAUUGUAGGUUGUUUGCUCAAAAAGAGGCUUACGAAGCGGAGAUCAAGGGCACCCCGGGCCCCCCCCCCCUUGCUACGCUCUUGUUAUCCUUCUGGCAUUUGUCUUUUUUUUUUCUUCCGAUAAUUGUUAACCUAAGUUUACUUGUUGUUGUUGUAGUAAGAUGAUCCUGGUCCUCCAUUACUCGGAGUUUUGACAUGAACUGUAAUCAAAUGGAGAUAUCUAUCAUUUUCAGGUGCGAUCUUGUCCCUGUGUUUGGCUUUGGACAGAAUAAUCUUUAUCUUAAUAUAAUUGGCGGCAGUAGUUGCUCCCAAUAUUCACGACCUCAACUUUGGUUCAGAAAUUUCACCUCUUACCUCAGAACUUGUUUUCUUCCGACACGAUCUCCAAUCAACGUCGUAGGUAAGCGUAUUUUUCAUUUGUGAAUGUUUUCUUUUUAUUGAAAGCACUUUUAUUUACAAGUCGAACAUUCCUUCUAGGAUUUAGGAUCAACAUGAACUGGAAAACUGUAUGAUAAAAAGAUGACCGAUGCAAUCCCAAAUUAGUACCCAUCAAAUUUUUGUUUUAUGUAUGAUUUCUACUCACGCUGAUUGCAUAAUGGUAGUUUAGUAGUAUUACAAUUUUCUUUUCCGCAGUGGGAUCACCUAUUUCUGUUUCCAAGAUUGAUAUUCCAAGGAAGGAAGAUAUAGACAAACUUCACACACGGUACAUAGACGAACUAAAAGAAUUGUACGAGAACUAUAAGGACAAAUAUCACCCAUCAGAGAGAUCAGAGUUGUUGAUCAUCUAGUUACUAAAAGGGAAGUUGUUUGAAUUUUUUUUUUUAGUCUCGAUAAAAUGUCACUAAUAUACAGUCGUUUUUAUUUGUUCUUCCUUGGGAAACUCACCCAUACCCCCAGCGGAAACUCCCACCAGAUUUCUCAUGCUGAGAUCCUUUCGCGUUAACGAUGAGAUGUAUCGUGGGUCCUAGGGUGCGUAGGAUUUGAGAAUCCGUAGAGCAUCAAUUGUUUCUUUUUGUCUGUCACGUCACCGAAAAAUGAAAAUAAAACUCAUUUUAAUGGCCGGCUGCAGUUAAUAGCUAGAGAAAUUACAGAAUAUUGAUUAAAAACCUC
Messenger RNA from Pocillopora meandrina, 2925 nucleotides. Lineage: Eukaryota; Metazoa; Cnidaria; Anthozoa; Scleractinia; Pocilloporidae. The record is from the annotation of a GenBank genome assembly.